Molecule: messenger RNA, 9557 nt
Organism: Dreissena polymorpha
Lineage: Eukaryota; Metazoa; Mollusca; Bivalvia; Myida; Dreissenidae
Exons: 58
Coding region: 16-7995 (2659 amino acids)
Molecular function (GO): protein binding; calcium ion binding
Source: RefSeq, a predicted model, not a curated record
UAGAUACACCCGUAUAUGACUACACGUAUACGCUGUUACACUCACACAGCAAACGUUUCUCUGGACGAACACUCCAGCAGAGAAAUGGCAUGGAGUAAAAUGAUGCAUCUUUUUCUACUCUAUUGCAUAAAAGGCAUACUUUUGCAAGCGACUUUAAUAUCCGCUCAAACUGCGGAAGUGAACAUCAACGGAUGCUACUACCACAAGGACUUGUCAUGCCAUCCGGAAGCCACCUGUCGGGACAUUAAUAACGAAACAAACCAAUGGGUAUGCGAGUGUCCCCCAGGCAUGUCGGGAGAUGGGCUUAAGGGGGACGGUCACACCGGGUGUGGACCCUCGAAAUGCAAGUUUUCUUCCGAGUGCAACCCAUUGGCCACCUGCACGGAAAUGGCUGAGUGCAUGUGCAAUACCGGUUACCAAGGCGACGGGUGGAAAGAAUGUAUCGACGUGAACGAAUGCGUUGCCCAGCCGUGCAGUCCCCACGCUGUAUGCGAAAACAUGGAGGGGGGCUUUCGAUGCACGUGCAAAAUGCAUGAGGGCUACGUGGGGAACGGAUUUAAUUGUACACAUAAAUGUGACAUGGAUUACGAUUGCGGUGCCAACGAGAAAUGUGUACAAGAAGUGUGUGUAUGCGCUCUCGGAUACGAAAGGGGCGAUAAUAAUUGCGUAGAUCAAAACGAGUGCAUGAAGAAUCCGUGUCACGUGAAUGCCUUCUGCAACAACACAGUGGGAUCGUACACGUGCACGUGCAAGAAAGGAUACACCGGGGACGGACAGCAAUGCCAGGCCUUACCGCGAAACUGCGACGAAAUAAAGAAUGCCUCCCCCAAAGCGGCUGACGGCCAGUAUGACAUCGACCCGGACGGCACUGGCGGUUUAAAGGUCACGUGCAAAAUGCGACCGGAUUUCGGCAUCACAGUUAUCGAACCAGUGACUACGGCUGUUCAAUACAUGCCCGUAAACACACAGGAGACUACCAUCAAGUACACACAUCCGGUGGUAUUCAUCAAAGCCCUUAUAGGAACUUCCGGUUACUGCUAUCAGGAGAUGACGUACACGUGCCGGUACAAUGCCCGGCUCUUAGACGGCGAUGAUUACUGGGUUAAUGGGAACCACGAACGUGAAUACAACUGGGGAGGCGCAACCACCACUGGAAUGUGCGCUUGCGGGCAGCUCGGGUUCUGCGUCAACAAGACCAUGAACUGUAACUGUGACGGAAGGCAGACGACCGGGCUGGAUGAGGGCAAGGUCAUAGACAAGAGCAAGCUGCCCAUCCUCGGAGUCCGCGCCAACCCAGGGACGAUGGGAAUCGGACGGGUGACCAUGGGCUCGGUCAUGUGUGCACCCAAACCUUUCGACAUCCCUCGCAACUGCCAUGACGCCAAAUUCAACAUCCAGAACAAGGUGAACAAGGACGGGCCACUGGUACUGGACUUCGACGGCCCCGACGGCGCACUACAUCCGGUUCUCGCGCACUGCGACAUGACGUCAUACAAGCACGUGGGUGUCACUGUUGUACCGCAUAACAGACCUUUUCCCCAAUCACCCACGACAAACACGUCUGUAUUGCUAGAUUACGUCAUAGGGGUCGAUGCGCUGAAGUUCCUGGUGAACACUUCCUUUUUCUGCAGCCAGGAGGCAGCGUAUGAAUGCACGAAUUCGCGGUUACUCAACAACGGCAACAAACGAGGUUGGUUCUCUGAUGUUGCGGGAAACCAGAAGAACUAUUGGCCGGGAGGACUUGGGGAAACCAAUAAAUGCGCAUGCGCAAUUACUGGAACUUGUCAAUCCGACAACUAUGGCUGUAAUUGUGACGUAAUGGAUGGUGUGACCCGGAAGGACUUCGGCAAGGUCAUCAACAAGUCUGAUCUUCCUAUCGGGUCAGUGACCUUUCUGGACAUAGGCGGGACCAGCAUCGGAAAAUACUCCGUCGGACCCGUUAUGUGCGCACACAAGGAAUUUGGGAUCCAAGCCACGUGUCAGGACUAUUUGAAAGCUGGAUACCAGGACAGCCACACCUUUCUGGUAGACCCGGAUGGGCCCGCCAACCCGAAUACUUUGGGAAACUUACCGCAUUUUCCGGUAUUCUGCGAGUUUAUUGGGACGCCGGCUUAUGCUGUUACGGUGCUGUAUCACCAAUAUAAAACAGAGGUGAGUAUCACCUCCGCUACGGGGCUCGCCUUCCUGUACCGUAAAGUGACACGGGAGCAGAUGGCCGCCUUAGUGAAGAGGUCGGUGUCGUGCUCGCAGACCGUGCGGUACACGUGUACUAACGCGCCUAUCCACGCAUCGAACGGCAAGUCACUCGUGACUUGGACAACUCUAGCCGGGCUACGACGUGAGUAUUUCGCUGGAAACGGAAGCAAGGCGUCCGCAUGCACCUGUAGCCUGACCAACCCGAGCACUUGCACCGGAAGUGGCUUAUGCGAAUGUGACGUGGCAGACGCCGUCUCUAGGUUAGACGAAGGGUUAUUGUUCAACAAGAUCGACCUGCCAGUGAUAACAAUGAAUUUCACAGGCAUCGGGGGCAUCUCCAGUCAAGCGGGGCUCACACUUGGGCCGCUGAAAUGCAGAGAACUGUUCCCGAACUGCAAUGACUUAAAACUAAAGCCGAGUCUUGCCCACGAGUUCCCGCAAAAGGACGGGUUUUAUACCAUCGAUCCGGACGGUGAACAGGGCGUGGAGCCCUUUGUCGUCCAAUGUACCGGCACGGAUACCACUAUCAACGUCAUAACCGAUCCAAGCACCCCUAUUUACGGCGACAAGGACUCUCCCGUGUCAAGAUGUUAUCAGGUCAAGUACAUGUCUAAUGGCGUACCAGUGAGUCCACAGCAGGUGCAGGCGCUGGUUGCCCAUAGCCAGUUUUGUGCCCAGAAACUGUACCAGGAGUGCACAAAUGCGCCUAUUUCCGGUCACGCUAACUUCUCCACGUGCGAUGGGAAAAAGCAGCCAGGAUGGGCAGGAAGUGCCGGUAAAGACACGUGCGCGUGCGGGGUCACUGGGUCAUGCGCUGGCGGCCCGAAUGCAAGCUGCAACUGUGACCUGGAGGAUGGCAAGACUAGGCAAGAUGGCGGCUGGAUUGUGACGUCAGACCGACUCGCCGUCUGCGAGGUGUGCGUGUCUCUGGACCCCAUGAGUAGCCUCAGUAUAACACCCCAGAUCCGGAGAGUAAGGCCUGUGGUGUCCGAUCUGAAUUGCGGAAUUACUCAAAAGGGAGUCGGGAAGACUUGUCAGGGGUGGCGUAAUGGAGGGGAAACCGGCACGAUUACCCCAAUAAUCGAUAUUGAUGGCAACAAUAACUUGCCCCCGGUUCCGGUCAGGUGCAUCCUGCAGGAUUAUCCACCCUUUGGCUGGAUGGAAAUUGUACCCAAAACCCCUGUGAUCCCAGUUCCGCAGAACGGCACAGAUGUAAAGAUUGAAUAUUACGUGUACGAGGUGGAAAUGGUCCGGAAUCUCAUCGAGGAGUCGCGCUACUGCACACAAGAAGUGUACCUUGAGUGCCGGGACGCCGGCCUCACUCUCGCGGGAGCGUUCGGCUGGUACUCCUGGGGCGGUCGGGUACAGGCCAGCUGGGCCGGAAACAACAACGGAACGCCCGGAUGUGCGGGUGGCGUCUGUCAGUGCAACUUCGAAGGUCUGCGAACCGACGGUGGCGUGAUCACGGACGACUCCCUACUUCCGGUCUCUAGGGUAGUUCUAGGACCUUCCACGGGGUCAAGGACGCUGCGAAUCGGUCCUGUAAAGUGCUACGAUCUGUACCGGGAUUGCGACGAGAUCAAACGGAACAGUCCAAAGCCCAUCCCGAAUCCCAUGAAGAACAACACUUACGCUAUCGACCCUGAUCAGAUGGGGCGGAACGAACCAUUCGCUGUCCUCUGCGACUUCAUCACAGACACAAGCAUCGGCAUCACGACGGUGCAAAUUGUGAGCCCUAAAAACACUUCCGUUAGCGGCAGGGUGGUGCCCGGAGGUUACGUCAUACCCUUGGUGUACAAUGGGGCGACGUACGACCAAGUGCAUGCGCUAUCCGUCAUAUCCGGUUACUGCUUUCAGAGAGUCCAAUACAUCUGUUACGAGUCCCCUCUCAUAGACGGUAACACGCCCGCCAAAAGCUACUAUAUGACCCAUGGCGGGGCUGCAUCUUCCAGCUGGGGCGUAGCCGGGCAUCCGGAUUUACAGGGCUGCGCAUGUGUGGCGACACACACGUGCCCGCCUGGACGCACCUGUCAUUGUGACGAGAAGGGAACUAUGACAGUGGAUUACGGAAUUGAAACCAACAGGGCGGCACUUCCGAUUUUGGAGUUAAGAUUUGGCGGUCAAACCAAUUUAUCGUCUGCAAAUUUCGAAGUAAAGGACGUGAGAUGUGGUCCAAAGACGUUCGGUCUGCCAAAGGACUGUGAAGAGGCGUACCAGAUGGGCUACAGGUCCGGGGAGCAGCUUAUCGCGCCCUCGCCGACAGUGCCACCCUUCCUCGUAUACUGCGACAUGCAAAGACGAGGCGUCACCAACGUCAACAUAGGCGUCACCGUCAUCGGUCACGACAAGGAGGAGGGAGCAGUCGUGACGUUUAACGAAACGGUGAGAGUGAAAUACUGGGAAACGGAAUACAAGCAGGUGCAGGAGCUGAUAAAGGUGUCCAAAUACUGCUUCCAGCCGUUCAGAUACCAAUGUCGCAACACCAAGCUUCUCAGCGGCGACGGUUACUUUAAUUGGUUGGGAGGUAUGAAGCUCGAAGCGUACACGGGCGCCGGACGUUCCUUCGCUCAGGAGUGCAACUGCGGUCGGGAUAAGCUGUGCGGUGGAAGUGAGCCCAGGGCGACGCUUGUGACUAUUGUCAGACCAUGCAAUUGCGAUGCAAAUGACGGCGAAUUGAGAGCGGACGCCGGCGUCUUCAACAGUACCGCCCUCCUUCCGGUUAAGGAGCUGACCUUCCGGAAUCCCGGCACCGUUGGCGCUUACGGUCACCUGGUUCUGGGAAAACUGUACUGCUCGGACACUGACUUCGAUUUCAACGAAUGCGAGACCGUGUUCCACGACUGCCACGAGCAUGCGCGCUGUAUCAACACGCACGGGAGCUACGAGUGUCAGUGUCUCCCAGGCUGGAAGGGACUGGGAAUACCGGAAGUGUGGGCGAACGGCAGGAACUGCUACGACGACGACGAGUGUGCCAUGAACCUGUGUCCAUGGAGCUCCACUUGCACUAAUUUGCUGGGAACCUUCGAGUGCAAGUGUAAGCAGGGCUUCCGGCAAAUAAAACCCACGCAAUGUGAAGACAUCGACGAGUGCAAGGAAAACAUCGACAAGUGCGACGAGAACGCCCUCUGCAUCAACCUCGUCGGCAGCUAUGCCUGCAGAUGCAAACGUAACUUCCAGGGAAACGGACUCAAGUGCGAACCGGUCGGCCAGUGCUCCUGUUUCGGCGAUCCUCAUUGUCUGACGUAUGACACGCGGUUAAUAGACUAUCAGGGCACGUGUCAGUACACGAUAUCACGUGACACGUGUGCCGAUCUAAGCGGCAAGCCGACGUUCGAGGUGCUUGGCACGUUCCAGCGCCGUGACGUCAUUGCCGCCAUUGCCAACGCGUCGUGGGUGAAGGAAGUGACGUUUAACGUGUAUGAUUACUCCAUUCGCCUCAUGCAAGGUAACGAGGUUCGCGUGAACGGUCUGCAGGUCAAUAUGCCGUACAAACGUGCGGACAUUUACAUCAUGAAGUUUGGCAAAUUUGUGGAGGUGUACACUCAGAUGGGUGUGUCAGUCACCUGGGACGGCGCCUCCAGCGUUAACGCCUUCACCCCCGGUCAGUACAAGGGCAGCACGUGUGGGCUGUGCGGGAACUACAACGGUGACCCGGCCGAUGACGCCGUAGUCGGGCCGCACUGUCCGCUAGACUACGGCGAAGUGACGACAAAUUUCCGCCGAUUCGGAGACUCUUGGGUAUCAUCGACGUAUUUGUCUGCGCAUCCGGAGUGCGCAGCGAACUGCGAUCCGCCGGAAGAACCACCCAUUUGCACGGGAACUAACCUGACACGUGCUACGUACGCGUGCGACAAGAUCUUUGAUGAGGAAGGAAUGUUUAAGGAGUGUAUUUCUCACAUGGACAACCACAUUCUGAAGUCCUACUACCACGCGUGUCGCUACGACAUGUGUCGAGUGGACGGGGACACGCAGAUAGUUUUAUGCGAAUAUGCCGAGAUGCUCGUUGAUUCCUGUAUCAAGGACUACGGCGUUAACGUGACUAAAUUCCGACGCGAUGGAUUCUGUGAAAUGACGUGUGGCCCGAACAUGACGUACAAGAUGUGCGGAGAGUCACGUGACCGGGACAUGCUCCGAAUUCCGGUCCGUCGUUCUGGUGUGUUGAUUGGACAAGUAUUGACCAGUACCGGGUGCGGGGCACAUGCGGUAUGUGGGAAUGGUGGAGAAAUGUCGGAAACGAACAAGAACUGCACCGCGCACGCCGUGUGCGAGCUAAGGGACGGGCGCUACGGCUGUCAUUGUGAAACGGGCUACAUCGGAGACGGCGUCGAAAUCUGUAUAAAGGAUCCUUGCGUUUCCAAUCCUUGCGGCUUCAACGAAACCUGUCUCAUUAACCUGAAAGAGUCCACCGGCUAUAAAUGUCUGUGUAGCAUGGGAUUCGGAGGAGACUGCGGGAAUUGCAGUGACAUCAAUGAGUGUACAACAAGGACCGACAACUGCCCGCAGAACUCAAACUGCGUGAACACAGUGGGGUCCUUCAGAUGCGAGUGUGCGAACGGGUACAUUAUGAGCGGUGGGCAGUGCGAGGACGUGAACGAGUGUGACUUCGAAGAGAGGGUCUGCGGAAACAACACCGCCUGCUCUAACAAGAUCGGCGGAUAUGAAUGCCCGUGUUGUGCGGGGUACGAACGGGAUCAAGUCGGAAACUGCAUCGUGUCCACGAGCGCGCCCUUGGCCGGGGCACCGGUAUGCUGCGUGUGUGACACGGACAUAUGUAACAAACCCGGCCAGGUGUGCGGAGAGGACGGUAAGACGUACUCAAGCAUCCGGGACCUGGUCAUUUCCAAUUGCGAGAAGGGCCUGUCCUCUGAUAGGACACUAACAGUGGACUAUUUCAGUAGAUGCAUGGGGUCAUGCGGGUUGGUCACGUGUCCAAAGUACCAGAAGUGUGUCGUGUCAGAGGCAACCGGCAAACCAACGUGCGUCUGUGAAGGAUGCAGCGCAGUCGAGGCACAGAGUACCACCAAGGUGUGCACCAAUGAGUUGAACAUCUACCCGAACCCGUGCGUGUUCAAGCAGAUUCAGUGCCAUAUGGACUGGCAGGAGACGCCACUUCCGGAUAUCACCCCCUGCGAGGCAGGCAACGGAGCCUCCCCUGUCGGCCCAUGGAGCGGAUGGAGUGAGUGCAGUGUAACCUGCGGGAAAGGUGAAAGUUCAAGGACGCGUACGGCCUUUGUUGCCAAUUCAACCCAACCCACAGUGCAGGUGACAGAGUGCUACGAGGACCCAUGCCCCGAUGGCCCAUGCGCCACAUUCGAUUGCAAAAACGCCGCGGCGGAGUGCGUUGUCAAUAGCACCGGUCAUCCAGAAUGUGAGUGUCCGCCAUGUACGAACAUCGGAGUGGAGGAGGUGUGUGCUUACGUCACAGGGAUUACUGGUGCUGUCAGGCCUGGCUCGUGGAAGUCCGCGUGUCACGUGCAGCAGUUCGCCUGCGAGAACAGCCUGCCCGACUUCGAGGUCAUGCACAAGGGUGUCUGCGGAUUGGAUGUUGUAAACUGCACGCGAGUACCGAGCAUGCAGGUGAUCAGGAGCUCUAGCCACCCGGACUUCCAGAGCGAGCGCGCCAUGGCGGUGUUCGCGUGCGAGGGCGCGUGCGGCCGGGACAAGGCGUUGUGCUGUCAGCCGAGCCAGUUCGAGUCACAGAAAGUCAUCUUGAAGAACUCGGCUGGAUACUUCACCGAGGAAGAGAUACAUGUAAUCAAGAAAUGCGAAUGCGUUGAAAAGGUGACCACAAAGCUGUAGAAUGUUCAACUAAAUCAACGGGCGGAAGUCAUGUGAUAGCAACCAUAUUCUUCCGGUUAUACGACAUUUACGACUUUUGUUUAUUUCCGAUUAAACCAGGGCAACAGAUAAGAUUUUGGGUCAAUUAGUGUUCACUGCAAGCUUUUUCGUAACAAUUAGUUUUUUUCCAUCAAAACUAUUUGUCAAUUAGUUAUUUUUACAAUUUGAUCAAAACGUUCAUACAUUUCUGGAUCAGAUUAGCGUUUCAUGUUUGAAUAUUGAUUAUUCUCAGCAAUUCUUAUUCCAAUUAAAACAUUAUAAAUUCACAGUGACAAUGGUCGUUUGUAAAUAUUAGUAUUAAUUGUAUAUUGACAAAUGGAUGAUGGCGUCAUUUUGUUUCAACCAGUUUCAACACCACUGCCUUUCAGUCUCAGAGCAUACUCAAAUUAUUAAACCCUCUACAUGAAUGACAAGCCAGUGGAAAUCACGAUGUUAUUAGUUUUUCAGACACGGAAUCGCAGCGGUAUUUUGAGCCGAAUAUUUCAGAAUCCGUCAACACAUGCGCUAUUUAAUCUGAUGGUAUACUGGUCACAUAAAUGUAUGUAUGUAUGAUAGUAUAAACUAACUGAAAAUAUAACGGCCGCACUAAAGGUUACAGUACACUUAUUAUAAUUUAACACGGAACGGAGGAAAACGGAAAAAAACUGAAACGACAAAGAAUCGAUUUCAAUUCGUUUUCCAUUUUCAUUACCGUUUUAUGUACGAUUGAUUUUUAAUUUCAAUUCGUUUUCUGUCAAAUACAAAUCGUAAAAACGAUAAAACGAACCUUAUCUGUUGCCCUGUUAAACGACAUUAAAUUGUAUGAAGCCUCAAUCCUUUCCUGACAUUUUUACGUUUCGCUGUGUUCAUUCUCAAUGUUUUUUUAAAUACACAUACAUAACCAAAAUUGAAAUUUUUGCCAAGUUAAAAGAACUUUUAUUUUAUUUUAUUAAUAGAUUAUAGUUUUAUUUGAAUAAUGAUUUUUUAUAUUCAGAACAAAUUACGUUUGCCUGGACUCGUACCAUCGUGACCAAACUUGAAUGCGCUACAAAUGGGCUAUUAAGGCUUUAAAACUCAACAUCAUAAUUCAAACGCUAUGCUAGCAAAUAGUAAUUCAUAUAUUUUUCAAAUAACCGUUUUGCCUGUUUUGAUUGAUCAAUAUCCAUAAACUUAACAAUAUUAAUGCUUUUAUGUUUUUGCUUUAUUUUUAUUAUUAUUAUUUUUAUUAUUAUUAUUAUUAUUAUUAUUGAGUACUACUUAGCCUGUUUUCAUAUAGUGCAUUCUUUGUUUCAAAUUCAUGACAUUUGUUUUAAUUAUUAUUGUGUGUGUUUUUUUCUUCAAACAUUGAACUGGCGUCUAGAAAUUGAAUCUCGUGUUGCUAUCAAUAACGUUUAAAAAUAUCCGCAAGCUUUUUUUUAUUAUCUAAGAUUAAAUUGAAAAUUGGACAUUUAUCUACAAACGCUUCUUUUUUAGGCAAGGAAAUAUCUUGUUAAUUUUAGUUUAUAUAGAUCUAUUAAAGGAGGAAAUAAACUGUGCAAUUAUGA